UGCAUGCGCCAAUGCCCUCUGCGAGGCUGUGGCUUUACAUAAUGGCCGUGGUGGUGAUGAGGAAGGCCAGUGGGGGGAGCGGGGACCUGCGGGGACCCCCCCAUGGCUUCAGCAAGCCCCCCAAAGAGCCUAAAGGGGCACAGAAUGUCCUGUGUUACACUGCAUUUGAUGCGACCACAGGAACCUGCAGUGACCUGCUGGAGGAUGGAGUGACCCAGGAUGACUGCUGUCUGAAUCAUCAAUAUGGUUUCCGGCUACAUGAGGGUGCACCCUGCCAAGCCUGCCGCCUAGCUGAGUGGAGUGGAUGGUCCCUGUGGAGCCCUUGCUCCGUUUCCUGUCAGGAAGGAGUCCGGCGCCGCACUCGGACAUGUUACGGCCAGGGCAAAUGUGUCGGGGGCCCACGCCAGUGGGAAACAGAAGCCUGUAACCUGAAAGACUGCUGUCCUGUGAUGGGAGGCUGGUCCGAAUGGAGCGGCUGGACUCCUUGUUCGGUGACUUGUCUCAGAGGGGUCCAGACGAGGGAGCGAACCUGCACCAACCCAGUCCCUCAGUGUGGAGGCAGCUGUCUAGGAGACAACAGAGAGGCACAGUCCUGUGACACCAACCAGAUCUGCCCAACGCAUGGGAACUGGGGCAGCUGGGGGCCCUGGGGGGCCUGCCCUGCCACCUGCACUCCCGAAGGCCCAGGCCCCAAGCCCAGGCAGCAGCGACUCCGUCAGUGCAACAACCCCUCGCCUUCCAGAGACCCUCCCGGCAACCGCUGCCCCGGGAGCGACCGAGAUGACCAAGACUGCAGAGGACUGCCUUUCUGCCCACAGGAUGGCAACUGGGGCACCUGGAGGAGUCACGGCCCCUGCUCUGUGACCUGUGGGGUUGGUCGGGUGGUGGAGAAGCGGUUGUGUGACAAUCCAGCACCCAAGUACGGAGGAAAGAACUGCCCUGGGGAAGACACUCAUCGUCACAUCUGCAGCACCAAAGUGCCCUGCCCAGUGGAUGGGCGGCUGACGGAGUGGACGCCUUGGAGCACUUGUACCCGAAGCGGCACCACUAUGAGAAUCAGCUGUGAUGAGAUCAGCGGGCUUCAGAAGAGAAGCAGGCUAUGCACUGGCAAGGCCCACAAUGGGAAAUCCUGCGGGGGGUCGAAGUUUGAGAUGAGAAGCUGCUACAACGCCCAGGGUUGCCGUUGGCCGGGGGCCUGGACAGAAUGGAGUCCCUGGAGCCUUUGUGAGCCACCCUGUGGACCCAACCCCAUGAAAUCUCGUACAAGGGAGUGCAAGGCCAACUACCCCGAUUACUCGCCGAUAGUGGAAGGUGAGAAUGGGAAAAUACAGAACGUCAGCUUCUGGGGAACCCCAUUCCCCAUGUGUGACCCUCUGGAUGGACAGAAGCUGAAGGUGGUGGAGAAAGUACCUUGUCAAAAUGUGCCCCCUUGUGAAGACUGAUGGUGCAGAAGCAAACACUAUAUACUUCAGCGCUGGAUGCUACUGCAGACUGGGGUGUAUGAAGCCAGUGACUUUGCCAAUUUUUGCUUUUGUAACCUGCUGCAUCUUUUAGAAGUGGUGACCCUGGGACCAAGGAUCUCUUCAUCCCUUUCCCCUGACUAAUUGAUAUAAUAUGUUUUAUACAGUGUAUCAAACCAGUGUUCAUCCUUGCUGGGAGAUUGCAAUCCAGAUUAGAGAACUCACCUUUGUCAAAUAGUAUACUUGGAAACUCAGCAUCUAAAUAAUUUAAAGCAUACCUCAUGCUUGUAAACAAAUAAGUAAGGUGUCAAAACACUGGACAUGUGAUAAAAGAGAAUACAUUGUCA
This is a messenger RNA of Hemicordylus capensis (graceful crag lizard), 1807 nucleotides long. RefSeq names its product complement factor properdin (gene CFP). NCBI's taxonomy places the organism in Eukaryota, Metazoa, Chordata, Lepidosauria, Squamata, Cordylidae. The record is from RefSeq and is a predicted model, not a curated record. The coding region runs from base 12 to 1442 and encodes 476 amino acids. The transcript has 10 exons.